ACAUUCCUUGUCCCCAAUGUUGAUUUUGAACUUGUGAGCAGCUGCUGAGUGUGGCAUCCUUUACGCACUGGUAGAAGAACACCGGGAUCCAACUCAACAUGAGGUCGGUAAUGGCAUUUGUGUGGGAGAAGAUCAUGUUCGUGGACCACAACUUCGAGGACAUUGGAGCCGUGGUUGCAGACAAGAGAACCGACAAGUGGCUGCUGGUCUACUCUCCAGUCCAGAUGGGCACCAUUGUCACAAUGUACCUCGUCAUGGUGUGGGCGGGGCCACGGCUCAUGAGACACCGAGAACCCGUGGACCUCCGGAAGUUUCUCAUUCUCUAUAACAUGGCCAUGGUGGGCUUGUCGGUCUACAUGUUCCAUGAGUUCUUGACCACUUCAUGGCUUUCCAACUACAGCCUGCUCUGUCAGCCAGUAGACUUCAGCGAUAGACCGCUACCCAUGAGAAUGGCGCAGGUGUGCUGGUGGUUCUACUUGUCCAAAAUCAUCGAGCUCAGUGACACGCUCUUUUUCAUCCUGAGGAAGAAGAACAACCAGCUGACUUUCCUUCACGUCUUCCACCACACCACCAUGGUCUUAAACUGGCGGUUUGUGGUCAAGUACACAGCCGGCGGACAGUCUUUCUUCAUGGGCCUGCUCAACACUUUUGUCCACUCUGUGAUGUACGCCUACUACGGCCUGGCUGCUAUUGGCCCUCACAUGCAGAAGUACCUGUGGUGGAAGUCAUACCUCACCCUUCUGCAGCUGUUCCAGUUAGUGCUGGUUUUCAUCCACACAAGCCACAACCUUCUCAUCCGGUGCGACUUCCCGACCAUCAGCAAUCUGGUGAUGCUUGGUCACACCAGCAUCUUCAUCGUCCUCUUUAUUAACUUCUAUUAUCGCAGCUACCUCGACAAGAGGAAGCAGAAGUAAGACAGAAUCAUUUGUAAAGCCAUUGCUGGGAACGGAAAAAGAAUGAAUGAAGUCUCAUGUGUUCAUAUUCACCACUAUAGGGCUGAUGUUUUCUUUGAAAAUCAAGAAUCUGAACUGAUACAAUAUGAAAACAACAAAGAUUUGAUGACAUGUUUCACUCAGAUAUUUAUUACUUGAAUGGAGAAAAUGGCAAACAUUCAAAAGUGUUGUGUUUAUUGGUGCUUCUAAUACCUGUUUUAUUGUUUUUUUGCCUCCAAAAAUGAUUGUAAUUUCAAUACAUAUAAUUCGAUACACUCUUAUAACCAGUGUUGGGCACGUUACCGUAUUUUUCGGACUAUAAGUCGCACCUGAGCAUAAGUCGCACCAGCCAUAAAAUGCCCAACGAAGAGGAAAAAAACAUAUAAGUCGCAUUUUGGGGGGAAAUUUACUUGAUAAAUUCCAACACAUAGAACAGAUAUGUCAUCUUGAAAGGGCAAUUUAAAAUAAAAAUACAAUAGAGAACAACACGCUGAAUAAGUGUGCAGUAUGAUAUUGUUACAUGAUGAUUGAAAAACGAAAUGCGUAUGUGGCCUGUAUGUUAACGUAACAUAGCUAUUAAGUUAUGCCGAUAACUAUAGCAUAAAGAACAUGCUAACAAGUUUACCAAACCAUCAGUGGCACUUCAAAACACCAAAAUAAAUGUAAAUAAAAGUAAAAUGAUAUAAUAAUGUGUUAAUAAUUUCACACAUAAGUCGCUCCAGAGUAUAAGUCGCACCCCCAGCCAGACUAUGAAAAAACUGCGACUUAUAGUCCGAAAAAUACGGUACUUUAAAAAAGUAAUUAGUUAUAGUUACUCACUACUUCUUCCAAAAAGUAACUGAGUUAGUAACUGAAUUACUCUAUAGUAAAAGUAACUAGUUACCAGGGAAAGUAAUUAUUUCCGUUACUUUAAAAAGAAGUUGUUGUAUGUCAAAGAAUUUGAAAUUUUCUGAGCAGUAUUCGAGUCAGUUGAAUAGAGAUGAACAGACAGGUAGUUGUGUAAUAGAACCUUGUUAUAUUUAUUGCACCUCACCAGCAACAGAUUUAUCCUACACUUGAAGUGCAGCAAAAAUAAACAGUAAACAAUAUAGUAAAGUGAAUUCAACCCUUGAGAGUCGAAGGACGCGCCGGCGCGUCCUCAGCGCACGUCGUCUUUGAAGCACCCUCGCGUUUUAAUUACGUCACCCACAUGCCGUUGGUUGGUCUCGUUUUAAAGUGCGGAAGUUGCGGUUUACUCUCGUUGUUAUUUGAAGUCAAUCGACCAACUAAAACGUGAGAUAUUGUCAUUUAAGUUUUAUAGUUUUAUUGUCCUCUCAAAAAAACAUUAAAACGCUGCAUGGAUCAUUUGUUUAUGUCUAUAUUUCCAUCAUUUCUUGUCCUUUUUGAAAACGGAAGCUCCAUGAAAAAAACACAAAUCAAACGAACCCUUUCGAAGUCACAGUGGAAGCACAAAAUGCGUUUUUUUUUUUUUAUAAAUAUAACUGCCGUGCGAGGUUCCACCGAACGAGAGGCAGGAGUGUUCUGAAGCAGCGAGGGGGCGAGCGACGGCCGUUUGAAUCAAGCAAGCGAGCGAGCGACUUUGUGUGACUUUGAGGAUGAACGGAAAACUAAAUUUAGCGCAAGCAAUUGUGCUUUUUGAUCAACUUGAGGAAGAGGGUGGUCCAAAUUCGUCAUCAUCGUCUUCUUCGGAAGAGUCCUCGAGUGAAGAUAGUGACGGAUUUGAACACGUGGGUGACGCCAUCGACGAGCAGAGGUAAGCCAACUCGCUUUUUUUUUUUUUUUUUUAAUGCUGUAAAAGUUUCUUUUGAUAU
Molecule: messenger RNA, 2743 nt
Organism: Corythoichthys intestinalis (scribbled pipefish)
Lineage: Eukaryota; Metazoa; Chordata; Actinopteri; Syngnathiformes; Syngnathidae
Product: elongation of very long chain fatty acids protein 4-like
Exons: 8
Coding region: 99-914 (271 amino acids)
Biological process (GO): fatty acid elongation, polyunsaturated fatty acid; sphingolipid biosynthetic process; fatty acid elongation, saturated fatty acid
Cellular component (GO): endoplasmic reticulum membrane
Molecular function (GO): fatty acid elongase activity
Source: RefSeq, a predicted model, not a curated record